AUGUUUGCGCCCCAACACAACAAUGUAUGGGUUGUCUCCAUGACUCGCAUGAAAGCAACUGACAAAGGGUUCGCAGCUUCGUCACCACCACCGUCCGCGGGAAUGAAAGCACUUAGGCCCGGACCUCCUCCGCGUAUCGAUCCUGCCGUUGCUAAUCAACCUUUCUUGUCGCUUAGCCACGGGAGUCCAUCGAGCAGUCUCGGAAGCCAUCCACUCACUCCGCGAAUGUCGCCUUCACGAAGUCAAACUUCCCCGUUUCCGCUAACGCCUUCGUCACUUGAGUUCGCCGACGAGGGAAGCGCUUUCAACAGCAACCCUGCAGCUACUAUUCGAUCGGCAUUGAGCCCAACUCUGACCACCAAAUCGCCACAUCGCGCGACAACUCGGUCCGAGACUCCAACAAUCAACAGCGACACUGCCAUUACCGAUGGAUCGGAAGGCUCGCAUACUCGAUCGCCUUCUAUUGAAAGUAAAAGUACAUAUCGCACGUCAGUAUCGAGCAGACGCUACCGGGAAUCCACAUCGACUUACUCCUCACGAGGCGUUUCGAUCAGCAUCCCACGCAGCCCUCGAAAUUUUAUGGAUGAAGUGCCGCCUAUACCUACUGGGCCUUUGACAUCAUUCCGACCUAGCUCGCAGAUAAGUAAUACCGGCACGAAUCUUUCUACUAGCCCGCCAAAGACAAAGCCCGUUGGUUAUGGCGCCUUUGAUUUGGGGAUAACAGACGAACCCCAGAGUUACGAAAGUGCUCACGGAACCUCUCCUCCAAAGGAGGAUACAUUGACAAGGUCUCAGACGAUGUCGAACGCAGUGAAUGAUAGCCUCGAUCCUAAUGAUAAUCUCUUAACUAGAUGGCCGUCGCAGCCAUCGCCAACCGUUCCUGGUCGACCCUCUCUACCUAGACAAUCCAACACCCUAAGCUCAACGACUGGAUUGAACCCUCUGCAAAACAGUCAGCCGGCUUCAAAUUUUAACCCUGGUCUCGGAUUAGAUAAGACGGCAUAUCAUGCACCUGUAGGGUCAACAUCAUCCAGCAAUUCCUCUCGUUCCGAGACAGGCAGCGGCAGCUCAAUCUCCAGCCCGGCAUCGGACUUUGAUCGGAAACCAUCAGAUCUGACUCAAAUUGAUUCAAUGCUGCAAGAACUGGAGUUGGAUCAGAAGCAGUCUCCAGUUGAAAGACGGCCACCGCCACCUAGUCUAGACAGCACAAGUCUCGAACCACCACGCGGUGUUGGUAAUUUUGACCGUGGACCUGAUUCGCCUACCGACCCAACUCUUGUUGGUGGCUCCUAUUCAACGCGCAACGCUCCUCCACCAGAGCCCAUGCCGAAGAGCCCAUUGCGCGAAAAGAGUCCUGCGGAAUACGGCCAGCAGGUCUCAAGACCAUCCACUGCCGGUGGUCAAAAGCGUCGUUGUCGCGGUUGUGGACAGGGCAUAGUUGGUAAAUCGGUUUCCUCAGCGGAUGGCCGCCUUACUGGACGGUAUCAUAAGGCCUGCUUUGUUUGUUUUACCUGUCGGUCACCGUUUGAAACGGCAGACUUCUAUGUUCUAGACGACCAUCCUUAUUGUUCUCAACACUAUCAUGAACUCAACGGCUCGACUUGCGCCACUUGCAAACAGGGAAUUGAAGGACAAUAUCUCGAGACCAUUGAAAACAGCACAUAUGGUACUGGGAAUCCGCAAAAGUUUCAUCCUGAUUGUUUGACCUGUCGCACCUGUCGUGUUGUCCUCCGAGGGGAUUAUUUUGAAUGGAAUGGUCAAGUCUACUGCGAGCGCGAUGCUCGACGAGCUGCAGCUAUGACAGCGCCACCUCCUGGUAGACGGAUGCCAUCAUCCCCUCUUGCUGGUCCUCCGGGUUUCCCACCAGGACCACCGCCGCCUACGGGAUAUCGCGGUCCUCCACGCCGAGGUGGCCCACCAGGUCCAGGUCCAAGUCGCAUGGGACCAGGUGGUCCUAUGAUGCCACGUGGUCCACCUCCAUCUGGUGGUCGUGGAAUGGACAGGCCGCCACCAUCUUCUAGACAAGGCGGUAGCUUAGCUCCCCCAGGCGGUGCUCGACGCUUCCCCGAGAGGAGAACGACCAAGCUGAUGAUGGUAUGAGAUGUUCAUUCAUCAAAGGAUCAGAAAGUCACGUGUACAACAUUCAUCCUUCUAUCGUUUUUGUUUCUUUCUUCUUUUUGUUUCUUGAUGAGACCUUUAUUUCUUGUUAA
This is a messenger RNA of Talaromyces stipitatus ATCC 10500, 2210 nucleotides long. Its product is annotated as LIM domain protein. The record is from RefSeq and is a predicted model, not a curated record. The transcript has 2 exons. Bases 1 to 2100 code for a protein of 699 amino acids. NCBI's taxonomy places the organism in Eukaryota, Fungi, Ascomycota, Eurotiomycetes, Eurotiales, Trichocomaceae.